Sceloporus undulatus (fence lizard) is the source of this 5010-nucleotide messenger RNA. It is a transcript of the gene LRRC20, whose product is annotated as leucine rich repeat containing 20. The transcript is spliced from 5 exons. NCBI's taxonomy places the organism in Eukaryota, Metazoa, Chordata, Lepidosauria, Squamata, Phrynosomatidae. Gene Ontology annotation, molecular function: protein binding. The record is from RefSeq and is a predicted model, not a curated record. The coding region runs from base 109 to 792 and encodes 227 amino acids.
UGCUCAGGCAGGAAGAAGAAGAAGAAGGCCUGGCCUCCCUCCCUCUCUCCUCUCGGGGGCUGGCGGUGGCGCCGGCUGCAGGGGACGCACCCACACGGCCCUUGGCCAAUGGAGCACAUCAGAGCCCCUCUGUAUGGCCGUCACUCGGAAAGGGGCUUCGACUUUGAAACACCUGGAUGUUGUCAUAUUCUGGGUAUAAGCUGCUGCACUUUCCUCAAAAUAUUCUCAUUGUUGGACGUUUUCUGCAUGGAGAAAAAGAUGGGGGAAGCUGUUGCCAGAGUAGCCCGGAAAGUGAAUGAAACUGUUGAAAACAAAACAGAUUCUCUGGAUCUUGCAGAUUGCAAACUAAUGACCUUCCCCAUUGCCCUUUACAAAGUUAUGAGGCAUGUUACAGAAGGCAUUCAUCUCAUCACUCUGGCCAAUAAUGAGCUGAAGGCUGUGACCAGCAAAUUCAUUACCACCUUUAGCCAGCUGAGAGAACUUAAUCUGGAAGGAAAUUACAUUCAUCGCCUGCCAGAAGAAGUCCGAACACUGUCGCAUCUAAGACUCAUCAACCUUUCCAGGAACAAAUUUCAGCAGUUUCCAGAGCAGCUGACCUCCUUGCAAGCCCUUGAAACAAUCAAUCUGGAAGAGAAUGAGAUUGCAGAUGUGCCUGUUGAGAAGCUUGCCUCCAUGGAGUCUCUCCAGAGUGUGAACCUAAAGUCAAACCCAUUAAAUGAGGAGGUCCGAGUGAUUGCCAGGCCAUUGAUCAAGUUUGAUCUCCUGACAUCUCCAGCCAUUCCCCAAGCCUGAAAUAGGAUUGGCCUGGGGGUGGGGUGGUAGAUGAUCUUAGCUGGAAAGGGAAAGGGAAUGUUGUGUUUGCUGUGCUAGAGCACUUUAUGGCUUUCCCAAACACGACUGCUCCUGCAUGCAUUCGAUUUCAUGGGCUCCCAGAAUAGUAGGAAGAAGGAUGGUUUUGCCAAAUGAUAAAGGGAAUCUCUGCUGAACUGUGGACAUACUGAAAGCAUAUAAUGCCUACAAAGAACCUUGAUUAUCUUUUGAAUGGUCAUAGGCCAAAUGGUGAUCUUUCUAGUCAUGGUCUCCAGAGAAGCAAUGGGGACAAACAUGGAAUACAGCACCCCUCAAGGCCAGCAGUUUAUGAUUUAGGGCAUGAAUGACCAUCAAGAUGGGAUAUUAAUUGGAAAUGACUUGCUGCUGUAGCUCAUGAACAAGUUGCAGCAUCUGUGCUGUAUGAAAUGAAAAGCAAGCAAUGGUAGAAGUGUGGCUCAUUGUUUUACUUAUAAGAGGGGGGGAAAACAAUUUCAAAACUGCUGUGAUGUGCAUGAGUUACACACAGAGUCAUUACAGCUUUUCAAGCUUUGUAACUAAAGGGAAAACCAGUAAAUCCUCCUUGAUUUUAUUUUAGUACCAAGAGGAUUAGGUUGUUUGACAAAACACACAUCCAGGCCUAGUACUGCUGUCUGAAAAAUAUUGUGGGCCUCAAGUAAAUGGACUAGAAUCAUUUUGUUUAGAAGUUUGAUAAAUGUGUGAGUAAUAAUGUUGUUUUAUUACAAUCCAUCACCAUGUUAUUAAAAAUAAAUUCCUCUAAUGCAUUUUAUAUUGUUACAGUACCAUAUAAAAUGAGACAUUUUGUUGUUGCUGCUAUUUUCUGUCAGGUUGGUUUCAACCCUAUGAAUGAGACACCACCAAGAGCCUCAGUCAGCCCUCCUUAGAUCUUAAAAGCUCAGGAUUGUGGCUUCCUUGAUGGAGUCAAUCCAUAUAUAAUAUCUUCCUCUUUUCUUACUGCCUUCCGCUUUACUUCCACUGUUUUUUUUUACUGAGUCACAUUAUCUCAUGAUAUGUCCCAUGUAAGAUAGCCUCAUUUUAGUCAUCUUGGCUUCCAAUGAGAAUAAUUACUAUUCAUCUUCUCUAUAAAAGGUUUUUAGCAAUGCCUUUCUUAAGAUGAAGAUUCCUGGGGUUUUUUAUGCUCUCUUAGAUUGAACAAGUACUUUGAUUGUUUUUGUUUCCCUUCUUUAAUAUAGUUUCUCCUACAUUAUACUCCUUUCCUAUUUUUCUCUUUCUUUCUUUCUUUCUUUCUUUCUUUCUUUCUCCCCUCUUUUUUGAUGGCAUGGUAGUCUGAAUCCUAUAACUCAGUGGUUCAUGAACUUUGGUCUUCCAGAUGUUUUGGACUUUAGCUACCAGAAUUCCUAACUGUUGGCCAAGCUGGCUGGGGCUUCUGGGAGUUGAAAUCCAAAACACCUGGAGGACAAAAGUUUGAGAAUCAGUGCUAUAACUACUGAUAACUUGGUAUGUUUUCAGUUUUUGAAAAGGCAUCUUGAAAAAAAGAAAAAGUCACUGUACAUUAGCAAAAUCACCAGUGUGGGCACUGUGUAGUGCAACCUAGUGAUUGCCAUGCAUUUCUACAGACAAGGAAUCCCAUAUGGCAGUGAUGGUGAACCUUUUAGAGACUGAGUGCCCAAACUGUAACCCAAAACCCACUUAUUUAUUGCAAAGUGCUGCAUCUCUCUGGCUUUCUAGUAACAAACUCUGGUGACCUCUGUGCUGGGGCGACGGCACAGGUGCCCACAGAGAGGGCUUUGUGUGCCACCUCUGGCACACGUGCCAUAGGUUCGCCACCACUGCCAUAUGGGAUCCCUGUCAUGGUGGAUCAGGACACCCAAUGUAAGAAAAGCUGCUGCUAUUACCCCAGUGCUGUUUUCAAAAACGACACCCUUUUCUCUCUACACCCCCCCUCAAGUAAAUUAAUGGCUGCCAUUCACUCCUCUGGGGAAAACAAAAGGGAAAGGAUGUCUAUGAUGUCUGUGAUGUGGGCUAAACCUGUUCCCUGCCCCAACAGUCCAAGUUUUCCCACCUGUGCUUUGUCAACCCCCUCAACUUCCAUCUUGGAACACUUCACUUCCCCCAUAGCCAUAUAGAAACUAACUGGGCUGUCAAAUCAGAUAUAUGGGACUUUGAUCAGCUUGCAGCUGCUUUCCAAUCACCUGAGCAUCUCAGAGCAGGAAAAUUGUGGAUACAAUGGUUUUUAAAAGUCUCCUUCGUUUGAUCUCCCCUUAACAUUUGCUGCUACUCAACUGAUUGUGAAUCUGGAAACUGAUCCGCUAGGAACAGCCCCAGCAAAGCCAUCCCUGGCUUCUUUUGCCCUUCCUCAUAGCUAACAGCAUAUUAACAAGGCAGAUGAGGGAGAUAUCAUGGUCCAGAGCUUCCUCUUUACCUGCACUAAAGUGUGAUAGAAUACAGGAAAGUUGACUCAUGUACAGACUAACACUGCCUAAGUAACCUGCACAAUCUCACAGAAACAGACUCUGGAUUCCCUUUGGAUGCUACAUAAAAAGGAGGAAGGGAGAUAGAGAAAAAACCGGAACAUGGCAGCACCUUUAAGACUAACUGGUUUUUAUUUUACCACAAGCUUUCAUGGAUAUACAUCCACUUCUUCAGAUGCAAUACAGAAUGAAGCUGUGAUUUUGAUGUUGUGAUCCUUUUUAACUAGAUUAAUGUGUUCUCAAUCCAGUGGGAGUGGAAAACCCCAAACUAUGCUGAAAUAUAUGGAAAGAGCUGUACUUGCAGGAACUAUGCUCAUUUGAGUAGCUUUGCUCAUAUUUUAUGCAUCUGUGAGACUUGCUGUUUGCUAUGGAAAAAUACCAGAUUCAGCCUUUGUCCACAGAGGAGCAACAAAGAACAUACUUGUGGAUGCACCCUGGUUUUGCUUGUUUGUUUAUUUUUGAGGAACCCUUUCAAAAACUGCAUGAUCUUGCAUUGUGGUUUUGAUUAACUCGGAACACAGUGGCUUGUCCUUAGGGUUGAAGCUUGGUUGUGGUUUCACAUUUCUUUGUUUUCUUUCUUCAGCAUCAUGAUAUUGGGAGUUUGUUGCAAACUAUUUUUCCUCCUGUAGGCGAUUGUUCCCUUAUUGCCCUGCCUUUCCUUCCCUGUGUGAUUGACAGGCAGCAGUAACUUAUUGGUUCGACAAAUAAACAGCCUCAGUGUCUAAAUUCCAGUCCUCUAAUGCAAGCUUUACUGAAAUGGAUGAGGUAUUUGUAACACAGAAGUGGCUUCAGAAAUUAAAGCAUGGAAAAAACACUGCAUCACUGCCCCUAAGACCCUAAGUGCAUACAGCGUCCCCCUAACCAUCUAACAUACACUGCCCUAUGUCAGAUUUAUAUGCUGGAAGAGAAGGGUAAACAGCCCUUCCUUAUCCAAUAAACCAGGUAUUGUUUUCUUGUCAGGGUCUUCCUAUCUUUUGGUUAAAUUUAAAUCCUUUCUGCCUUCUCUAUUCUCCUUUUAUCUCAUCGGCUGUUUUUCUUUCAGCCUCUCCUUUCUGCACCUACUUAAUUUGGUGUCUUCUCUUCUUCUCCAUUACUCUCUCCAACAUGUCAUUCCCUCUUCCUAAUUUAUUAUUUGUGAGAUACAUUAAACCUGUCCUGAAUACCAGAUGCUGGUAGAUUGGACUACUCUUUCUAAAUCUUCUGAUUGAACCCCAUUUUGGGACCUGAUUGUUAUGUACAGCCUGCCUCUCCUAAUCCUCUAAAAUGGUCUGCUACCUUCAUAUGUGGUGGAAGAUUGUGUCCCUUCACCAGUCUUGAAGUUAGAUUCAACUGCAUAUUCAAUCAGCUUUGUUGUAUGAAAUGGAGGAGAUGCAAUCUUAUCCUUCACUUCAGGCAGGAAAAUGUUUUGGGACAGCACUGUCUUUCUCUCCCCCCCCCCCCCAUUCUGCAUGAAUGCCAUAGGAAAAUAACCAUCUUGUCCUUCAUUCAGACCUUUCUCCUUAUCCUCACUCUAUCCCGCCAGUGCUUUCUACUGAUGAACACAUGUAAGACUUAACCACCUCAGUUUUGCUAGAAGUAGAACCCUGAACCUGAGAGCUCUUCACUUCCAGCAUGGGACAACAUUGUCUUUUAUUAUUGUACCAUCAGCAAUGUGUUUUUUGGAGGGAGGAGCCUUAAUUUCUGUAAUUAGCAUUUCACUCUUCUAAAUGAGAUGAAUUUAAAAUAAAAUUUACCGUGUUGUUGCACAACA